This is a messenger RNA of Spirodela intermedia, 1920 nucleotides long. NCBI's taxonomy places the organism in Eukaryota, Viridiplantae, Streptophyta, Magnoliopsida, Alismatales, Araceae. The record is from the annotation of a GenBank genome assembly.
AUGUGCGGGGGGGUGGAGAAAUUGAGCAGGGGACCGGAGGCUUCGGAGGGUCACGCCGCCAUGGACGGCGCUGGGAUGUGUAAGGCGAAGAAGCUGCAGGGAUCGGUGCUGCUCGAGAUGGCGGCGGCGGACGAUCUCCCGAGCUUCCGCCGCGCGGUGGAGGAAGCAGGUCUGGACGUAGAUCUGCCGUCCCCCUGGUACGGGCGAUGGGGGCGGAGGAUGGCCUUCGAGGAGCGGACCCCGCUCAUGAUCGCCGCGAUGUACGGCAGCUCCGCCGUGAUGGAGUACAUCCUCUCCACCUGCGCCGCCGACGUCAACCGGGCCUGCGGAACAGACAGGUUCACGGCCCUCCACUGCGCUGCCUCCGGCGGCGCACCUUCCUCCAUUGACGCCGCCAAUCUGCUGAUAGCCGCCUCCGCCGACGUCGAGGCCGUCAACGCCGCCGGGAAAAAGCCCGGGGACCUCAUAUCGAGGAAAUUCUUCCCCGGCGGGUCUUCCAAGCUCAGAUCCCUGGAGUUGCUCCUCAAGGCCGCCGCCCACGGCGGUAGCGGCGCCGCCUCCCCUCCGAGGAAGGACUACCCGGCGGACCUGACCCUCCCCGACAUCAAGAGCGGCAUCUACGGUACCGAUGAGUUCCGCAUGUACUCCUUCAAGGUGAAGCCCUGCUCGAGGGCCUACUCCCAUGACUGGACCGAGUGCCCCUUCGUCCACCCCGGCGAGAACGCCCGCCGGCGAGAUCCUCGUAAGUACCACUACAGCUGCGUCCCCUGCCCGGAGUUCCGCAAGGGCAGCUGCCGCAACGGCGACGCCUGCGAGUACGCCCACGGGGUGUUCGAGUGUUGGCUCCACCCGGGGCAGUACCGCACUCGCCUCUGCAAGGACGAGACAGGCUGCACCCGCAGGGUCUGCUUCUUCGCCCACAAGCCGGAGGAGCUCCGAUCUCCCGCCGCCGCGCACUGCGGCGCUGGCUCCCCCGGGUUGCCGCCUCUGGACAUCGCAGCGCCCGGUUCCUUGAUGUUGAAUCAGCAGCAGCAGCAGCAGCAGCAGCAGCAGCCGAUGUCUCCGACGGCUGUUUCGUCGGCCAUGGCGGCGGUGUGGAUGAACCAGGGCGGAGGGAUGCUGACGCCCACGCGGCAGCUCCCCAGCAGCCGGCUGAAGACGAGCUUGAAUGCCCGGGAGACGGAGAUCGACAUGGAACUGUUGGGCCUCGAAGGCUACCAGAAGAAGAUCAUCGAGGAGAUGGCGGGGCUUUCUUCUCCAUCCAGCUGGAAGAGCUCCCUGGCCGAGGAGUACGACUCGCCGGCGUUGCUCUCGCACCUCCAAGGGCUCUCUCUGAGGCAGUCCGCCGCCGCCGCUGCUGCCGGUAGCGCUGCCUCCCAUUUCCAGACGCUCUCCGGAAUCGGCAUGACCCAGCAGCUGUACUCUCAGCAGCCCCUGAGGGCUUCGCCGCCUUCCUCCUCCUUCGGCCUCGACCACUCCCUAGCCGCCGCCGCCGCCGCCGCCGCCGUGAUGAAUUCCAGGUCGUCCGCGUUCGCCAAACGGAGCCAGAGCUUCUGCGACCGCGGAGCGGUCAGCCGCUUGUCUGGCAUGGCCGCGGCGACGACGGCGCCGCCGCCUCUCUCCGGCUGGGCCUCCCCGGACGGCAAGCUCGACUGGGGCGUCCAUGGCGACGAGCUCAACAAACUGAGAAAAUCCGCCUCCUUCGGAUUCCGCGGGAACGGUGUAGUCCGGCCGGAGUCAACGCUCUCGGCCGCCGUUGACGAGCCCGACGUCUCGUGGGUCCAGUCUCUGGUGAAAGACGCGCCGCCGGUCUCCGGCGGCCUCCGCAUCGGCAGCUUCGACGAGUUCCGCCCCUCGGAGGCCUUCUCCCCCUGGGCUGACCAGUUGCUGUACAUGGAGCAGGAACAGAUGGUGGCAUGA